Messenger RNA from Penicillium hordei, 807 nucleotides. RefSeq names its product SDR family oxidoreductase. The transcript is spliced from 2 exons. The record is from RefSeq and is a predicted model, not a curated record. The coding region runs from base 1 to 807 and encodes 268 amino acids. NCBI's taxonomy places the organism in Eukaryota, Fungi, Ascomycota, Eurotiomycetes, Eurotiales, Aspergillaceae. Gene Ontology annotation, molecular function: oxidoreductase activity.
AUGGGCUCUGCUGCACCCACCACACACUUGCCUUACCGCCUCGAUGGCAAGGUCGCCCUCGUAACGGGCGCCGGUCGCGGCAUUGGGGCGGCCAUGGCCGUCGAGCUCGGCCGCUGCGGCGCAAAGGUCAUCGUCAACUACGCCAAAUCUUCUGGCCCAGCCAAUUCCGUGGUUGAGCAAAUCAAGAAGCUGGGUUCCGAUGCGGUCGCCAUCCAGGCCGACGUCAGCCAAGUCCCCCAAACAGUUCGUCUGUUCGAGGAAGCCGUCAAAGUUUUCGGCGGCCUCGAUAUCGUUUGUUCAAAUGCGGGCGUUGUUUCCUUCGGCCAUUUGAGUGAGGUCACAGAAGAGGAAUUUGACCGAGUCUUCAGUAUCAACACUCGGGGUCAAUUCUUCGUUGCUCGGGAGGCCUACAAGCACCUCAAUUCCCCCGGCCGCAUCAUUUUGAUGAGUUCUAAUACCGCCGACUCAUUCACUGUCCCUAAACACUCGCUGUAUUCUGCUUCUAAGGGUGCGAUCAAUACUUUUGUCCGCUGCCUUGCGAAGGACUGUGGAAAUAAGAAGAUCACGGUCAAUGCUGUUGCACCUGGCGGCACGGUGACGGACAUGUUCCAUGAAACGGCCAAAGAUUAUCUGCCUCACGCAGAUAAGUUAACCAAGGAGCAAAUCCUCGAUAUUGUCGCCAACGUCUCGCCCCUAACGCGCUGCGGAUAUCCCAUCGACAUUGCCAAGGUGGUCUGCUUUUUGGCCUCGGCCGAGAGUGAAUGGGUCAAUGGCAAGGUGCUGGGUGUGGACGGAGGUGCUGCUUAA